GUAGUCAAGCCACAUACUCCGUUAAUUAAGUUCCCAGACAGAAAAAGUAGUCCCAGACCUAAAAUACAGGAAUCUCUACAAGCAAGCGUGCCAUCUCUCCAUGCUUCAAAAGCACAGGAGUCUUUAGGAGGCAGGUCACCAGCUUUUCAGAAUAUUUCACCUGUUAGUAGAGUACCGGGUACACCAGACACUUCUGAAUUAGCAAGAACCUUACCUCAGAAAUACAGAAGGAGACUUAUGUCAGAUGAAGAGAUUGAGUAUAUUCAACGUGGCGGUCCAGAAUAA
Molecule: messenger RNA, 285 nt
Organism: Tauraco erythrolophus (red-crested turaco)
Lineage: Eukaryota; Metazoa; Chordata; Aves; Musophagiformes; Musophagidae
Source: RefSeq, a predicted model, not a curated record